UCCCACUCCUUGUAUGAGAAGAAAAAUAAUGGCUGCCAUCUCCUUCGAUCCAAGAAUUAAUCGUCAAACGAGCAAGAACUCCCAUGGAGUAAUCAUUGAAGAAAUCGAAGGACUCAUCAGAGUUUACAAAGAUGGACACAUCGAAAGGCCUCCUAUCAUUCCCAAUGUUCCUUGCAACGUGGCGACAGUAAAUGAUGUGACAGCAAAAGAUGUUGUUAUCGACAAGUUCACUAACUUGUGGGCUCGCCUUUAUGUCUCAAACCGCUCAGGCACGCUGCCUUUGCUUGUUUACUUCCAUGGAGGCGGAUUUUGUGUCGGCUCAGCUGCUUGGAGUGGUUACCAUGAGUUCUUGGCCAAUCUUGCUUCUAAAGCAAGUUGCAUUAUUUUAUCCAUAAACUACCGGCUGGCCCCCGAAAAUCGUCUCCCUACUGCUUAUGAUGACGGCAUCGACGCCUUUACAUGGGUAAAACAACAGGCUCUAAAUGGUUCUCCCGAGCAUAAGUGGUGGUUAAGUCGGUGCAAUUUCUCUAGCAUCUUCCUAGCUGGUGACAGUGCUGGUGCAAACAUAGCUUACAACGUGGCCACAAGGCUAGAAUCCAGAUACAAUCCUGAGUCCAUGACAAAGCCUUCGUGUUUCAAGGGUAUCAUCUUGAUCCAACCUUUCUUUGGAGGAGAGGCACGAACUUUGUCUGAGAAAAAUAUGACUCAACCAGCUAACUCAGCACUGACUCUGUCGGCUUCUGACACAUAUUGGCGGUUAUCACUACCUCUAGGAUCUAACCGUGAUCAUCCAUACUGCAACCCUUUAGCAAAUGGUGCAAGCAAGUUGCGUGACCUACGACUUCCAGCUAUAAUGGUUGGCAUAUCUGAGUUGGAUAUACUUAAGGACAGAAACUCGGAAUUUUGUUCGGCCUUGACUAGAGCUGGUAAGAGAGUUGAAACAGUGACGUACAAAGGAGUUGGGCAUGCAUUUCAAAUUCUACAUAAUUCUCAUCUCUCUCAUACCCGCGUUCAAGAGAUGGCAUCCCAUAUCAAGACUUUCAUCAACCAAUGACAAAGGGAAUGCGUUUCAUGUUUCCUUCUUCUAUAUAUCAAAGUCCAACUUCUUAAUUUGUGAUCAAUCUAUAUUGUGUCAUAACUUAAGAUUCAUUUUGUUCGUAAGAUACAUACUUUAAGACAUGUAUCUAUAUGUCUUUGCUUUCUGUCCCAUUAAUCCUGUUCUGGUUUUCCCAAUACUUUCUGUUUGUUGCUUUUGCUUUUGGAGAAAAGCUUUACUUUCC
Populus nigra (black poplar) is the source of this 1280-nucleotide messenger RNA. Its product is annotated as probable carboxylesterase 17. The transcript has a single exon. Gene Ontology annotation, molecular function: hydrolase activity. Lineage: Eukaryota; Viridiplantae; Streptophyta; Magnoliopsida; Malpighiales; Salicaceae. Bases 14 to 1054 code for a protein of 346 amino acids. The record is from RefSeq and is a predicted model, not a curated record.